This is a messenger RNA of Linum trigynum, 5273 nucleotides long. NCBI's taxonomy places the organism in Eukaryota, Viridiplantae, Streptophyta, Magnoliopsida, Malpighiales, Linaceae. The record is from the annotation of a GenBank genome assembly.
GACAUGAUAUCAAUUUCCUUCUUCACUGCCGUUUGUGGGUUCAAUCUCUGAUUGUGAGCAAACCAAGCUCUUCGUUGUCGCCCGUCGGUGGAUUGGAGCAUCAUCGUCUCCUUUCCCCUUCACCACGCACUUAAAGAUCUCACCAUUCUGUUAGAGAAGAAGAAGUUGAGCUGCAGUUGCUGGGUAAUCCGAAUCCGAGCAGGAGAAGGAUUGGUCUUGGCGCCAAGGUUCAAAUGGGAGACUAAAUAAAUAAAACGGUGUCGUAGUGUUGAGUUCAGUAUGUUUGUUUGACGAGUGGUCAUUUAUUGUUUCAGUCCUUGAGUCCUGUUUAGUGUCAUUUAAGUCUUGUUAACAGUUAGUCUUUGGAGUUGAUUGUGGAGAUCAUGCUGCUGAUUUCCAGGUUGUGUAGUUAGUAGUGAUUGCCAGAACUGUCGGGUUAAUUCCCAUUGUGUAUUUAAGGGUUGCAGUUUCACUCUAAUGAAGUUUGUCAGUUUACAAUUCUCUGAGUUUCUACAUUGUGGUAUCAGAGCACUCAAAGUAAACUGUAACCACGAUUUGUGCAGAAGUGAGAGAUUGAAAGACAGCUUCAGAUAGUCUGGGGUCAGGGAAACACGAGAGAAUAUCUGUGAGGUUGCUUACAGGGUAGAUAGGGGAGUGAGAUCUGUUAUUUCUUCAACAGAACGCCAUGGGUGAUAAUGGCAGUGCUGCUCAAGUCUGCAUUCCAAAAUUUGAUGGAGACUAUGAGCACUAGACCUUGCUUAUGGAAAAUCUGCUUAGGUCUAAGGAGUAUUGGAGUGUGAUCAGUCCAGGAAUCAGGGAACCGGCUGAAGGAGAAGAACUCACAGCAGCACAACAGAAAACUCUAGAUGAUUUGAGACUGAAGGACCUCAAAGCUAAGAACUACCUGUUUAGUUCUAUUGAUAGAACUCUCUUGAAGACUAUUGCCAAGAAGGGAACUGCCAGGGAACUGUGGGAGUCAAUGAAAGAAAAGUUUCAAGGGAGUGCUCGAGUUCAGAAGGCUCAACUUCAGGUACUCAGAAGGAAUUUUGAACUGUUAGAAAUGAAAGAAGGAGAAACUAUCUCUGAGUACUUUGGUAGAGUCAUGGUGAUAGCCAACACUAUGAGGAACUGUGGGGAGGAUAUGCCUGAUGGGAAAGUAGUUGAAAAAAUACUAAGAACCUUAACUGAAAGGUUUAACUAUGUGGUUUGUUCCAUAGAGGAAUCCAAGGAUAUUGACUCCAUAACAGUUGAUGCACUUCAAAGUUCACUUCUGGUGCAUGAGCAAAAAUUCAGCAGGAGGGUUACAAAAGUGGUGACUGAGGAUGACCAAGCUCUCAGGGUUUCUUAUGAAUAUGGAAGAGGAGGAAGAGGUUUAGGAAGAGGGUAUGGAUCAGGUCGAGGAAGAGGAAGAGGUAGAGGCUGGAGCAAAGAAGCUGUGGAAUGUUUCAAGUGCCACAAGUUAGGUCAUUACAAGUAUGAAUGUCCUGACUGGUAUAAUGAUCAGCAGGCACACUAUGCCAGUUCCAGUCAAAUUCAGACAAGGGCUCAGGGAGACAUGAAAGAUGAGGUUCUUCUCAUGGCAUGUGUUGACUCUGAAGACUCAACAGAACUGGAGGAGGAAGCUCAAGGGUUUAUGGCAUUGCUUGAAGAUAUAAAGCAAGACAUUCAUGAGAACUGGUGGUUUCUGGAUUCAGGAUGCAGUAACCAUAUGACAGGAGACAAGAAGUGGUUUACUGAGCUGACUACUAGUCCUACAGGAAAUGUUAGGCUUGGUAAUAACAGUAAAUUGGAUGUUGCAGCAAAGGGAAGUGUGAAGAUUGAGGCUGCAAACAUGAACAUGAUGAUAAGUGAUGUGUUCUAUGUUCCUGGACUUAAGACUAAUUUAUUGAGCAUUGUUCAAUUGCAAGAGAAAGGCCUGACAUUCUUAUUUAAGGAUGCAAGUUGCAAGAUUUUCCAUGAAGAAAAGGGUUUACUGCUGCAGACUGAAAUGAAAUCAAAUAGGAUGUUUGUCAUACAUCCUGAUGAUAAACCAAAGAAUCAGGAAGUUCAGUGUUUUCAAACUCAUACUAGUAAGGAGAAAGAACUGGAGUUAUGGCAUAGGCGUUUUGGUCAUCUGAAUUCAGUAGGUCUCAAGCAAUUGCAACAGAAAGGCUUUGUCAGGGACUUACCUGUAUUGAAGGGAAAUCUGGAGGUUUGUGCUACUUGUCUCAUUGGCAAGCAACACAGGAAACCAUUUCCCAAGAAGAGUCAUUGGAGAGCAGGUCAGAGGUUGGAAUUGAUUCAUUCAGAUCUUUGUGGACCUCUUACACCAGUUUCAAAUGGUGGGAAAAAGUAUAUUCUCACUCUGACAGAUGACUUUAGCAGGAAGUUGUGGGUUUACUUUCUUGCUACUAAGUCAGAAACUCUUGAAUACUUUAAGAAAUACAAAGCACAGGUUGAACAAGAAACUGGUUCACAGAUCAAGUGUUUGAGAACUGACAGAGGAGGGGAGUUUAUGCUUAAUGAAUUCAAAGAGUUAUGUGAUGAAGCUGGAAUCAAAAGACAACUGACAGCAGCUUUAACACCCCAGCAAAAUGGAGUGGCUGAGAGGAAAAAUAGAACAGUUCUAAAUAUGGUGAGAUGUAUGCUAUCAGAUAUGAAGGUACCUGCUGGGUUUUGGGCAGAGGCAGUUGCUUGGACAACACAUGUUUUGAACAGGAGCUCAACAGCAGCAAACCAAGGUAAAACACCUCAAGAAUUGUGGUCUGGAAAUCCUCCUUCUGUGUCCCAUUUCCGUGUUUUUGGUUGUGUUGCAUAUAUGCAUGUGCCUGAUCAACAGAGAAAGAAGUUGGAUGAUAGAAGUAUUCCCUGCCAGUUCAUUGGCAUAUCAGCUGAAUCAAAAGCCUAUAAGCUGUACAACAAUAAUACCAGAAAAGUUGUGAUUAGCAGAGAUGUAGUCUUUGAUGAAACUAAAGGUUGGAGAUGGGAUUCUGAGAUGCAACCUGUUCAGACACAAUUGUAUUGGGAAGAAGGUGAUAGAGACUGGUUUGAUUCAGACACUGAAGAUGAUCCUGAAAUUUUGACUGAGCCAGUUGUUCAUACAGAUCAAGAACCACCACAACUCACUACUCCAGUCACACCAGGAGGAUUAGAAGAGGGCUCAACAAGUGAGGACAUUAUUAAUGAGGAUGAAGGGGACAUGGGAACAGAUGUUUUAGGACUUCCAAAUGCAAAUUUAGGGAAGAGGGUCAGCAAGCUGCCUGGUCAUUUACAGGAUUAUGACAUGAGUUUCACUAUCACUGACUGGACAGCAAUGGUAGCUAUAACUGAUGAUCCUCAAACUUUUAAGGAGGCAAUGCUGGAUCCCAAAUGGAAUGCAGCAAUGCAGGAAGAAAUGCAUUCUAUCAAAAAGAACAAUACCUGGACUUUGACUGAACUUCCAGCAGGUUUUGUGGCUAUUGGGUUGAAAUGGGUAUAUAAGACAAAAUUGCAAGAAGAUGGAAGCAUAGACAAGUUCAAGGCUAGAAUUGUGGCCAAGGGGUAUUCUCAGAAGGAAGGCAUUGAUUACACAGAGGUGUUUUCUCCAGUGGCUCGUUGGGACACCAUCAGAACUUUCUUGGCCUUAGCAGCUUAUCAUGGCCUUACAAUCUAUCAAUUAGAUGUAAAAAGUGCAUUCCUCAAUGGUGUGCUUACUGAAGAGGUUUAUGUGGAGCAACCACCAGGGUUUGUGGUUGCUGGGGAGGAAAGGAAAGUCUACAGGCUACACAAGGCUCUCUAUGACCUGAAACAGGCUCCCAGGGCCUGGUACAAUAGGAUAGAAUCCUAUUUCAUCAAGUCUGGCUUUGAAAGAAGUCCCUAUGAGCAUACACUGUUUAUUAAGAAAACUGGAAAUGGCAUUCUAAUUCUAAGCUUGUAUGUGGAUGACUUGAUGUAUGCAAGCAACAAUUAUGACAUGAUUGAUGAAUUCAAGCAGGCAAUGCAAUCAGAGUUUGAGAUGACAGAUCUUGGGAGGAUGCACUAUUUUCUGGGAGUUGAAGUUGUUCAGAGGGAAUCAGGGGUGUUUAUUAGUCAGCAGAAGUGUGUGAAGGAUGUGCUGACCAAAUUCAAUCUCCUAGACUGCAAUUUUGCGCAUAAUCCAAUGAGUCCUGGCAGCAAAAUGAACAAGGCUGGGGAUGGAGUAAUGGUGAAUCCCACUGAUUAUAAGAAGCUGAUUGGAAGCUUACUAUAUGUAACAGCAACAAGGCCUAAUAUCAUGUACUCAGUAUGCCUUCUUAGCAGGUAUAUGGAACAUCCAACAAGGCAGCAUAUGUUAGCUGCUAAGAGAGUGCUGAGGUAUCUCAAAGGCACUAUCAGUUUUGGUGUCUGGUAUAAAAGAAGGUGUGAAGGAGAGGAGGAGCUUCUGGGGUACACUGAUAGUGACUAUGCUGGAGAUACAGAUGACAGGAAGAGCACUAGUGGGUAUGUAUUUCUUCUGUCAGGUGGAGUCAUUUCUUGGGCCUCCAAGAAGCAACCAGUUGUUGCUUUGUCAACUACAGAAGCAGAAUUUGUUGCUGCAGCUCACUGUGCAGCUCAGUGUGUCUGGCUUCGAAGGAUUUUGGGUCAGAUGGGAUGGCAGAGGAGUGUCAAGGAAGCAACAGUCAUCUUCUGUGACAAUAGUUCAGCAAUUAAAUUGUCCAAGAAUCCAGUGUUUCAUGGUAGGAGCAAGCACAUUGAUGUGCGAUUUCAUUUUCUCAGGGAAUUGGCAAAUGCAGGAGUGGUUGAGCUCGAACAUUGUGGCACACAGGAGCAAGUUGCAGAUAUUAUGACUAAACCUCUAAAAUUGGAAGUGUUUCAACUUUUGAGGAGUAAGAUGGGUGUGUGUGAUUUCUCUGAGAUUGUUGCUGAAGUAUGAAGAUGAAGUUGGUUGAACUGAACAAUGGUGAGAAGGUUCAGUUCAGGGGAGGAUCUGUUAGAGAAGAAGAAGUUGAGCUGCAGUUGCUGGGUAAUCCGAAUCCGAGCAGGAGAAGGAUUGGUCUUGGCGCCAAGGUUCAAAUGGGAGACUAAAUAAAUAAAACGGUGUCGUAGUGUUGAGUUCAGUCUGUUUGUUUGACGAGUGGUCAUUUAUUGUUUCAGUCCUUGAGUCCUGUUUAGUGUCAUUUAAGUCCUGUUAGCAGUUAGUCUUUGGAGUUGAUUGUGGAGAUCAUGCUGCUGAUUUCCAGGUUGUGUAGUUAGUAGUGAUUGCCAGAACUGUCGGGUUAAUUCCCAUUGUGUAUUUAAGGGUUGCAGUUGCACUCUAAUGAAGUUUGUCAGUUUAC